AUGGCAUUACGGUUUGAAGCUUCCUGUCCUGAAGGACUGUGUCCAGGUUGGAGCAUCAUGGUGAAAGGACAGCCGAGUUCAGCAGCCAAUAAGUUUGAGAUCAAUUUCCUCUGUGAUCAGGACGACAGAAUAGCCCUUCAUUUCAACCCCCGCUUCACUGAAUCGGACAUAGUGUGUAACUCCUUCCUCGCAAAUCACUGGGGGCAGGAAGAGAGAUGCACCAACUUCCCGUUUGACAUCAACGAGCCUUUUCAGAUCGAAAUCGACUCAGACGAAGACAAGUUCCAUGUUUACAUUGAUGACACAAAGAUCAUGCAGUUUAAGCAUCGUGUCAAGGACCUGAAGACCAUCACGAAAGUCCAGGUGGUAAAUGACAUCGACAUCUCCAGUGUAGAAAUCACCAAGAAGCAGUUUUGCUAA
Molecule: messenger RNA, 420 nt
Organism: Hemibagrus wyckioides
Lineage: Eukaryota; Metazoa; Chordata; Actinopteri; Siluriformes; Bagridae
Gene: grifin
Product: galectin-related inter-fiber protein
Exons: 4
Coding region: 1-420 (139 amino acids)
Molecular function (GO): carbohydrate binding
Source: RefSeq, a predicted model, not a curated record